Molecule: messenger RNA, 1708 nt
Organism: Zea mays
Lineage: Eukaryota; Viridiplantae; Streptophyta; Magnoliopsida; Poales; Poaceae
Product: cysteine synthase-like
Exons: 10
Coding region: 124-1278 (384 amino acids)
Molecular function (GO): cysteine synthase activity
Source: RefSeq, a predicted model, not a curated record
GGAGGAUCCGUUUCCGCAACCGCAACCCAGUCCCCUUAUCCUGAAAACUACUCCUCCUCUCUCGUCUCUAAACCCCCGGGCAGCGGACAAACAAGCACACAGCACGAGCGAAGAGACGCAGCCAUGGCGAUGGCUCCACCGCCUGCCUGCUCGCUCUUCCCCCGGGUCGCCGCUGCUGCGCCCAGUUCCGUCACCUCCAACUCCGUUUUGACCUCGCGUGGCCCCGGUAUCCUUCCUUCCCCGCGUCUCGCUUUCGCCCGCCGCCACCUCUCCGCGGCAUGGUCAUCGAAGGCAGCAGCCUCCGCUUCUGUCGAAAUCCAGGAUGACUACACGGAUGAGAUGGACGCGGUGAACAUUGCGCAGGAUGUCACCCAGCUCAUUGGAAAAACACCAAUGGUGUAUCUCAAUAGAGUUGCUGACGGAUGUGUGGCUAAUAUCGCUGCAAAGCUCGAGUACAUGGGACCUUGCCGAAGUGUCAAAGAUAGGAUUGGAUUAAGCAUGAUUAAUGAUGCUGAAGAGAAGGGAUUAAUUUCUCCAGACAAGACCAUUUUGGUAGAACCAACAACUGGAAAUACUGGUGUAGCCAUUGCUUCUGUGGCUGCAGCAAGAGGAUACAAGUUGAUAGCAACAAUGCCUUCAUCGUUAGAUGUCGAGAGACGCAUUCUUCUGCGUGCAUUCGGAGCAGAGAUUGUGUUAACUGAUCCUACCAAAGGACUAAAAGGAGCUUUUGAUAAAGCUGAGGAAAUAGUCCUGAGAACACCAAAUGCGUAUAUGUUUCAGCAGUUCAACAAUGAGGCAAAUAGUGAGAUCCACUUUCAAACCACAGGCCCAGAAAUAUGGGAAGACACGUUGGGUUCUGUUGAUAUACUUGUUGCAAGCAUAGGAACAGGCGGUACCAUUAGUGGCACUGGGCGUUACUUGAAAAGGAUGAACAAAGAUAUUAAGGUUAUUGGGGUAGAACCUGCUGAAACUAGUGUGAUUUCUGGUGAUAGCCCUGGUUACAUUCCAAGUAUAUUAGAUGUGCAGUUGAUUGAUGAGGUUGUGAAGGUUAGCACAGCAGAAGCCGUUGAUUCUGCAAGGGAACUUGCUCUAAAAGAGGGCCUGCUGGUUGGUAUUUCCUCUGGUGCUGCAGCGAUUGCUGCUAUCAAUGUUGGCAAAAGACCUGAAAAUGCUGGAAAGUUGAUUGCGGUCAUUUUCCCCAGCUUUGGAGAGAGAUACAUCUCCACCAUUCUGUUCCGUCCGAUAUAUGACUCUGUUCGAAGAAUGAGGAAGAGAUAGCGAGCCUUGUACUACUUCAAGCGCGUUGCCAGUCCCCUUCUCUAGACCUGACAGGCUUCCAUGACAUGAUUGAUAAACGUGAAGCAGUGAAGACCCUGUUUGAUUGCAACUUCAGGGUCCGAAGUUUUGAAGCUGCACAGAGUUUCUAUCAGGUGAGCUGCAGGCCUGCAGCUUGGUUCUAGCAAGACUGGAGGAGUGCCUCAUGUUUAGACCAGCUCAUACAAUCCUGGUGCAACAUGCAGAAUUGCGUGCCGCAGUUAGCUUGGGCCUUUCGUUUAGUAGUCUAGGACCGGGUACAAACCGCUUGUUACCUGGUACGCACUUGAGCUGAUUUUAGCGACCAACUAUCUGCAAAUUCUUUUUGCCUUCCGAAUUUUGAUUGUUUCAUCUUUUAUCUGGCGUCUGCUUUACUAACUAGUUUUUUGCGGAA